AUGACGUACAAUGACUCCCUGCGAGAACAGGAAAGACUCAUUUACUGCAUCACCGUGCCCCUGUCCACCGUCAUCAUCCUGGCCAACCUGCUGAUCAUCCUGGGCAUCGCCUGCAACCGGAACCUCCACAACACGCCCAACUACUUUUUCCUCAGCCUGCUGGUGGCCGACCUGUGCACUGGCGUGGCCCUGCCCUUCAUCCCCUGGAUGGGCCUCAACCGCAAGCUGGACUUCCAGGCCUGCCUGCUGGUGCACAUCUUCCCCAACUUCCUCUUCCUGUCCUUUCUCUUCAACCUGGUGAUGGUGCACUACGAGCGCUACCUCUGCAUCGUCAGCCCGCUCCACUACAGCCGCUUCUGGGUCCACCGCUGCUUCCCGCUGGCGCUGCUGGCCGUCUGGGUCCCGCCGCUGCUCUACGCAUCCCUGCCCGCUUUCGGCUGGAAUAACAGGGCAGAGUACGGGGGGGAGGAGUGCAGCGGGAACUGCUCAGGCAGGGUCGCCCCCGACGAGGAGGGCUGCUCCUACAAGCUGGUCUUCCCCAAUGCCUUCAUCUACCUGGAGGUGUAUGGGCUGCUGGUGCCGGCCAUCCUCUCCAUCGUGCUGAUGACGGGGCGGGUGCUGUGGAUCACCCGGGGCCAGCUGCGGCACAUCUGCAGGCUCCACCGGGCCGUGGGCCGGGUGCAGGCCUCCGACCGGGAGCACCGCCUCAACCUGCGCUACGCCAAGUGCGUGGCGGCCGUCUCGCUCAGCUUUCUGGCCUGCUGGGUGCCCUACAUCAUCUACACGCACGUCUCCCUGGCCAUGCUGCAGAGGAGCGUGCUCCAGGACCGGCUGCAGAGCGAGGCACGGCAAACCUCCUCCACCCUCAUCGUCCUCUCCUGCACAGGGAUCGGGAGCAUGGCCAUCAUCCCCGUCAUCCUGGGCCUGGGGAACCGGGAGUACACCGACCCCGCCCGGAAACUGUUCUGCAAGCUGCGGGCCCGCUGGAGGAGAGCACCUGAGACAGAGGACAUAGAGCUGUGA
This is a messenger RNA of Megalops cyprinoides (Indo-Pacific tarpon), 1023 nucleotides long. RefSeq names its product G-protein coupled bile acid receptor 1-like. The record is from RefSeq and is a predicted model, not a curated record. Gene Ontology annotation, molecular function: G protein-coupled bile acid receptor activity. NCBI's taxonomy places the organism in Eukaryota, Metazoa, Chordata, Actinopteri, Elopiformes, Megalopidae. Gene Ontology annotation, cellular component: membrane. The coding region runs from base 1 to 1023 and encodes 340 amino acids. Gene Ontology annotation, biological process: G protein-coupled receptor signaling pathway. The transcript has a single exon.